Nymphalis io (European peacock) is the source of this 2829-nucleotide messenger RNA. RefSeq names its product polycomb group protein Pc (gene Pc). The record is from RefSeq and is a predicted model, not a curated record. NCBI's taxonomy places the organism in Eukaryota, Metazoa, Arthropoda, Insecta, Lepidoptera, Nymphalidae. The transcript has 3 exons. Bases 465 to 1304 code for a protein of 279 amino acids.
CGUGGACUGGACGUUGUUGCUGUUUUUUUAUAAAAAUAUAAAAUACCGGUUAUUCCUGUCGUGGAUUCAGGUAUUGUUAACGUCACCAAAUUUGUGUGUGAUUUGCUUGGACAAUAAAUGGAGUGACCAAUUCAGAUAUCGAGCGGGUGUUUGUGAAUGCGUGGCGCACUCUAUCGGGGUUUAGCAGCGUGAGGUCGCGAGACGUGCGGGACGGGGGCUUCCUCCCCCUACUUCAGUUUCUGCGGCGAGUUUGUACGGACAGGACGUGUUGCUGCGCGAGAAGAUAACAGAAGCGUUCGCGCGGCAACUUUGAACAGUGACAGGGCACGGAGAGUAAAUUGUGAUAGAAAUGUGUGUCGGAUUGCGGUGCGCUACAAAUUGGAUGCAGUGAUCGGAUCACAAUAAUUGGAUUACAGUGCUUUUUGGAUUUGGAUUUCUGUUUUUAACCACCAUCCAAACUGGGGAUGCACAAGAUGGAGCUCGGCGACAGCGUGUACGCCGCUGAGCGUAUCAUGAAGAAGAGAAUUAGAAAGAACAAAGUGGAGUACUACGUGAAAUGGAGAGGGUGGAAACCGAAGCACAACACCUGGGAGCCGGAGGAAAACAUUCUCGACCCGCGGCUCAUAGAGAGCUACGAACGAGGCGAAGAGUUGCGGCGACAGGGCCGAAAGCGGGAGAGGGAGCAUUCGCCCGUCGAACGAGUGCGAAGCGGAUCCGAGGAACGGCAUCCGCCACCUGGGAAACGCAAGGCGGAAGUCCUUUCGAAGGAAUCUGGGAAAAUCGGAGUAACCAUCACUAUGAGUCCGCCAGCAAAACGUCACGAUUCUACGAAACUAAACGGUGGAAGAACGCACACGCAACCCCCACCUCCUGCAGCCCCACCCGGCGGAGCGGCAGCCCCGGCGUCUCCGGCAGUGGAAGCGGCUGCCCCCAGGACAGGCCCGCGGAGAGCGCCGCACUCACCUGAGGAGGCAGAUGCGCAUACACCGCCAGACAGAGAACGACGAUCCGAUACCCAACCUGCAGCCACGGCACCGGCAGAGCCGAAAGGUGCCCGGCCACCGCCACCCGCCCCCCAACCCGAGGACGAGGACUCCUGGGGUGAAGCGCCCGUAACUGUUCCGAACCCUCCCCCGCCCCAACCUCGUCGUGGAGCCUCGUUCUGGCUGGCGCGAUCUCCAGUCGCCGACCAAAUCUUCAUAACGGAUGUGACCGUCAAUCUCCAAACGGUCACGAUCAGAGAAUGUCGCACAGAGAAAGGAUUCUUUCGGGGGCGUGAAAAGCGGCCACUCGAUUUAACAUAAACUCCCCGAGUGUUUCCAUGUACAAAUUAUUAUUAAUGGACAUUGUAAAGAUGAUAGGUAGCUAGUAUUUAUUUAGUUGUUGCAUUGAAUGUAUGGUGAUUAGACCAUCGAGUGAUAUAUUUGAUUCUUCUAUGCCUCAUUGAAUCAUAAUAUAAAGAUAAAUUUUCCCUGCGCAACCUCAAGGGCAAUAUAACCACCAACAUGUAAACAAAUAGGCAAAUUAUUGUCAAUUGUUAAACAUAGAAUGUCUAUUAUUUGUUGACUUAUUGAUAAUAAUAAUGAUAUUGACUGGUAAUUGUACCUCCCAGUAUACUACUUUACUGUAAUGUACAUUAGUUUAAUAGCUCUAUUGCUUUAAUGUGAAUUUUAUAUAAUAUCUGACGUAACUACAUAUAUAUCUGCAGCUUAAUUUUGUAAACAAUUACCAUAGUGUAAUAUAAAUUUCUAUUACCAAUAAAUAAUCAUGAUAUAUAUAUUUUAAUAUAGGCAGUUUAGUUUGAUAAAUUAAAAUGUUAAUAAUAUUCAAUUUCAUGAACGAAUCUCGUGUGACUCGACCUUUAUAAUUAUUAGUAGGGAACUGUAUAUAAGUUAGUUUCGUUUGUAAUUGAAACAAUGGUGAAUGUGUUUAAAUAUUCUUUGUUUUAUUUUUGUUAUUGUUAUUUAUGCGAGCUUCAUUUUAAAUGUUCCAUUAUUCUAUGUGAUUCUCAGAUUAUUUUAUCUUUUAUUAUGAGAUAUUGUCUAUGAUACUACAUAGUUAAAAGUAUUUUGAAAAUAAUAAUUCAAGGACAUAAUCAUCUUAUAAUACAAUAGUCAAAUAAUUAUUUAAUUUAUUAACCCAAAACGCUGUUUAUGAAAUGAGCUAAUUGUUUUGUUUGUGUAAAUAUGUUUUUUUUUUUUUUUAAUUAUAAAAUUUAAUGAUCAGGGUUACCAUAUUGCUUAGAAAUGUCAAAAUAUUACAAUACUUGCAUACUGAUAUAAAAUAUGCUUAAACAGAAAUAAUUUAUAUAAAUACUAUAUAAUUUUCUUUGAUAAUUUGAAGUCGAUAGCAGCAAGGGUAACUCUUUUCACAUUAGCUUCAUGGUCCGGAAUACCAUUGUACAAUUUAAUGUCUAUUGUUAUAACUAUUAUUUGGUUCCUCUUAUUUAGUAAAAUGUGGAGGUGUGAACUCGUAUUUCUAAGUUUUAGGUGAUUACUUAAUAAAACAAUUUUAACGAUUAUAUAUAAAAUUUUGACUUUAAAAUAGUCUAAGACUGGAAUUUAUAAUAGCAUAUGUUUUCUUUAAUACUACAUUUUAUACGUAUUUUAAUAUCUUCAAUUAUUAUAAAAUAUUAUAAACCUCUCGCAGUAUAAUGUGAAUUAAUGAAACCAUAAAAUUGUUUUAUCUAAAGUACUUUUGAGUUAAAUAGUGCAUUUUAAUAGGAAGAGUUGUAAAUAUUGUAAAUAUUUUAGUAUGAUAGAGCACUUGUUUUAUAAUGUGAUAGUCCUCACACAUUGUAGCCUGUAAAUAAAUGACAAUGAAAUUAGA